Centruroides sculpturatus (bark scorpion) is the source of this 618-nucleotide messenger RNA. Its product is annotated as homeodomain-only protein-like. Lineage: Eukaryota; Metazoa; Arthropoda; Arachnida; Scorpiones; Buthidae. The transcript has 2 exons. The record is from RefSeq and is a predicted model, not a curated record. Gene Ontology annotation, cellular component: nucleus. Gene Ontology annotation, biological process: cell differentiation; regulation of transcription by RNA polymerase II. Gene Ontology annotation, molecular function: DNA binding; DNA-binding transcription factor activity, RNA polymerase II-specific. Bases 268 to 510 code for a protein of 80 amino acids.
AUAAAUUUGCCGACGAACGUGAAAGAACUCGAAAAGCCGUUUGCCAUCGAACGCAACACAUUGCGACCACCUCCGAUACAUCCUUAUAUGGCAAAAGUGCGGGACGAAGAGGAAAAUUAGGUUGAGUGGGGGAGUGAAGUGGCGACCCUGGCUACCGGCUUGUCUCGUGAUGUCAUAACGACCCUGGGCAGAGUGCCAAGGUCAUUUCUACGUCAUCGGCAGGUGGCAUUUAUAAAACGGAUUACGGAGAAAUCGGACAAAUUCCAAAUGUCUGCGAUUCACGCUCAGUUGUCGCCCGCUUAUAAACUUCCUCUUACCAAAAGUUAUCAGGAACAUCAAUUGGAGAAAGUGUUUCAGGAAAAUAAGAAUGUUCAUCCUACUGACCUCGUGAUAUUAGCGGCCGAAGUCGGAUUAAGCCCUAGAGAAGUCAAGACAUGGUUUGAACAUCGACUGGCACGCUGGAGACAGUCCCAGGGUCUUCCCGCCAAUGGAAAAAAUGUGUACGAAUAAAAUCGCACAUAUCACAAGUUUCGGAAAAUCGAGACUUUUUAUGUCAUCCCAUAAUUUCAGCUAUUUCUAAACUGUAUAUUUUGUAAAUAAAAUUAUCAUUGAAAAUCG